Molecule: messenger RNA, 1757 nt
Organism: Vespula vulgaris
Lineage: Eukaryota; Metazoa; Arthropoda; Insecta; Hymenoptera; Vespidae
Product: acidic amino acid decarboxylase GADL1
Exons: 8
Coding region: 231-1706 (491 amino acids)
Biological process (GO): carboxylic acid metabolic process
Cellular component (GO): cytoplasm
Molecular function (GO): pyridoxal phosphate binding; carboxy-lyase activity
Source: RefSeq, a predicted model, not a curated record
AAGAGAGAAAGAGAAUGAAAGGACGAUAGUGUGACGGGACGUUUCAAUGAUUACGCACAUUUAAUUAUCUCGUACUUUUUCUCUCUUCCAGCAGCUGUUUCGCGCGUUACACGUUCACAAAUACAUGCAAAGUCACAUACACACUCAUACAUACUUACGUUAAAUACAUUUAGUAAGAAUAGCUCUCUCUCGCUUCGAGAUACUUGGCAGCACUCAGUACGACUUUCACGAUGGCUGAGACUGGUAGUUCUAACGGUAUCAUCGACUUGCUCGAGGAUCUUUUAAGGAUUCUCAAAGAGGAAAAGCUCUUUGAUGCGAGAUGUAAUCAAUCAGUGAUUAAUUUUCGGCAUCCGCAGGAUCUCAAGAAUAUAAUACCGUUAACAUUAAAUGAUGACGGUGCUAGUUCCGAGGAAAUCGAUAUUAUCAUACGACAAAUAAUAAAAUAUUCGGUGAAAACAUUUAGUCCGAACUUUCACAAUCAACUUUACGCGGGUGCAGACGAAUAUGGAAUUGUCGGUUCUUGUCUCACCGAUGUUUUUAAUUCGAGUCAAUAUACGUACGAAGUAGGACCGGUUUUUACAUUGAUAGAACAUGAAGUGUUAGAGAAAUGCUUAAAGCUCGUUGGAUAUCCAUCGAUACCGGAAGCCGAUGGUAUUUUAUGUCCAGGUGGUAGUAUAUCUAACAUGUACGCAAUGGUAAUGGCCAGGUAUAAGAAAUUACCGGAAAUCAAGAGAAUGGGAUGUAGUGGUUUUCCACCUUUGGCAUGCUUUUCCAGUGAAGAAAGUCAUUAUUCUAUAAUGAAAGGUGUUCAUUGGUUAGGUAUUGGCACCGAGCAUGUUUAUAAGAUCAAGUCUGACCAGUUAGGAAAAAUGUUACCAAAUGAUUUAAAAAGAGCGAUAAACGAGGCCAAGGCCAAUGGAGAAUUACCAUUUUUUGUUAAUGCAACAUGCGGAACCACGGUUCUCGGUGCUUUCGAUCCAUUGCCAGAAAUAGCAAAAAUCUGCGAAGAAGAAUCUCUUUGGAUGCACGUUGACGCAUGCCUCGGUGGAACUUUAUUGCUUUCCGAAAAGUAUCGCGAACGUUUACGUGGAAUCGAAUUAUCUAAUUCGGUAGCUUGGAAUCCUCACAAAAUGCUUGGCGUACCUUUACAAUGUUCUAUAUUUUUGGUGAAGGGUAAGAAAGCAUUGCAUAAAACCAAUUGCGCUGGUGCUACGUAUCUCUUCCAACAGGACAAAUUUUAUGACGUGUCCUGGGACACAGGCGAUAAGAGUAUUCAAUGUGGUAGAAAGGUAGAUGCCAUGAAAUUUUGGCUUAUGUGGAAGGCACGAGGAACUAGCGGUUUGAGAAAAUCUGUCGAUGUUGCAAUGUCCGCAGCCGAAUAUUUUCUGGAUAGAAUAAAGAUGUUGGAUGGUUAUAGGCUCGUUUUGCCGAGUUAUGAAUGCUCCAAUAUCUGUUUUUGGUACAUACCACCUAGCAUGCGCAAUCAAGAGGAGACCGAUGAUUGGUGGCAAAAAUUAUACAAAGUUACAACGACGAUAAAAGAACGAAUGGUACUCGAUGGCACCCUUAUGAUCAGUUAUAUGCCUCUGAUUCAUAAAAAUCUUGGAAAUUUCUUUCGUAUGGUCGUCACCUGUCAACCACCACCUACGCGUGCUUCUAUGGAUUAUAUCAUUGAUCUAAUCGAGAAGUAUGGAGCGAAUUUGUAAAAAGAAAAAAAAAAGAAAACACAUGCACAUACAGGAUUUUUUCACAUCUUA